Messenger RNA from Elephantulus edwardii (Cape elephant shrew), 3294 nucleotides. It is a transcript of the gene ATP8B4, whose product is annotated as ATPase, class I, type 8B, member 4. The transcript is spliced from 24 exons. Gene Ontology annotation, cellular component: plasma membrane. The record is from RefSeq and is a predicted model, not a curated record. Bases 1 to 3294 code for a protein of 1097 amino acids. NCBI's taxonomy places the organism in Eukaryota, Metazoa, Chordata, Mammalia, Macroscelidea, Macroscelididae. Gene Ontology annotation, molecular function: magnesium ion binding; ATP binding; ATPase-coupled intramembrane lipid carrier activity. Gene Ontology annotation, biological process: Golgi organization; phospholipid translocation.
AUGAUUGACUGUUUACAUCAGGAUAAUCGUAUCCACACAUCCAAGUACAACAUUCUCACCUUCUUGCCAAUUAAUUUAUUUGAACAGUUCCAAAGAGUGGCAAAUGCCUACUUCCUUUUCCUUCUGAUUUUGCAGCUGAUUCCAGAAAUUUCCUCCUUGACUUGGUUCACCACCAUUGUGCCUUUGGUCUUGGUGAUAACCAUGACAGCUGUCAAAGAUGCCACAGAUGACUAUUUUCGUCACAAGAGUGAUAAUCAAGUGAAUAAUCGGCAAUCUGCAGUACUCAUCGAGGGCAAGCUGCAGAGUGAAAAAUGGAUGAAUGUCAAAGUGGGAGACAUCAUUAAAUUAGAAAAUAAUCAAUUUGUUGCUGCUGAUUUGCUUCUCCUAUCAAGUAGUGAGCCACACGGCCUCUGUUAUAUUGAAACUGCUGAGCUUGAUGGGGAAACAAACCUAAAAGUGCGCCAUGCCUUAUCGGUUACUUCAGAACUUGGAGCAGAAAUUAGCAAGCUUGCAAAGUUUGAUGGGAUUGUUGUCUGCGAGGCACCGAACAACAAAUUAGAUAAAUUCACCGGCAUCCUCUCUUGGAAAGACAGCAAGUACUCUCUCAACAACGAGAAGAUAAUUCUGAGAGGCUGCGUCCUGAGAAACACCAGUUGGUGCUUUGGAAUGGUUAUUUUUGCAGGACCUGACACUAAACUAAUGCAGAAUAGUGGCAAGAGUAAAUUUAAAAGAACAAGCAUUGAUAGACUGAUGAACACCCUAGUACUCUGGAUUUUUGGGUUUCUGGUGUGCCUGGGAAUUAUUCUUGCAAUAGGAAAUUCAAUCUGGGAGCAUCAAGUUGGGGAGAAUUUCAGAACUUUCCUCUUUUGGAAUGAAGGAAAGAAGAAUGCUUUGUUCUCAGGCUUUCUAACCUUCUGGUCAUAUAUUAUUAUUCUCAACACAGUCGUGCCCAUUUCAUUAUAUGUCAGUGUGGAAGUAAUUCGUCUGGGACACAGUUACUUCAUAAACUGGGAUCGGAGGAUGUAUUACUCUGGGAAAGCAACACCUGCUGAAGCUCGAACGACGACACUCAAUGAGGAACUGGGCCAGAUUGAAUACAUUUUCUCCGACAAAACGGGCACCCUGACCCAAAACAUCAUGACUUUCAAAAAAUGUUCCAUUAAUGGGAGCCAGCUGACUUACCAAGUUCAGUCACCUGAUGAAGGGGCCCUAGUGACAGCUGCAAGAAACUUUGGAUUCAUUUUUAAAUCUCGAACCCCAGAGACAAUAACCAUAGAAGAACUGGGGAGCCUGGUUACUUACCAAUUGCUUGCCUUUUUAGAUUUCAACAAUAUCCGGAAAAGGAUGUCUGUCAUAGUUCGAAACCCAGAGGGACAGAUAAAGCUUUAUUCCAAAGGAGCAGAUACUAUUCUGUUUGAAAAACUUCAUCCUUCCAAUGAAGACCUUCUCUCUUUGACGUCAGACCAUCUUAGCGAGUUUGCUGGAGAAGGCCUCCGCACGUUGGCCAUUGCAUACAGAGAUCUGGAUGACAAGUACUUUAAGGAGUGGUAUAAAAUGCUUGAAGAUGCAAAUGCUGCCACAGAUGAGAGAGAUGAACGGAUAGCUGGCUUAUAUGAAGAAAUUGAAAGAGAUUUGCUGCUGCUAGGUGCCACUGCUGUAGAAGACAAGUUACAAGAGGGUGUUAUUGAAACUAUUACCAGUUUAUCUCUGGCCAAUAUUAAGAUUUGGGUCCUAACAGGAGACAAACAAGAAACUGCCAUCAACAUUGGUUAUGCUUGCAACAUACUGACUGAUGACAUGAACGAAGUCUUUGUUAUAGCAGGAAACACCAUAAUGGAAGUCAGAGAAGAACUCAGGAAAGCAAAGGAAAGUUUGUUUGGACAAAGCAGAAGUUUUUCCAAUGGCCAUGUAGUUUGUGAAAAAAAGCAGCAGCUGGAGUUGAACUCAACUGUAGAAGAAACCAUAACAGGAGAUUAUGCCUUAAUCAUAAAUGGCCACAGUUUGGCUCAUGCUCUAGAAAGUGAUGUCAAGAAUGACCUCCUAGAACUUGCUUGCUUGUGUAAGACAGUAGUAUGCUGCCGUGUCACUCCGCUCCAGAAAGCACAAGUAGUAGAGCUGGUGAAGAAGCACAAAAAUGCUGUCACAUUGGCAGUUGGUGAUGGAGCCAAUGACGUCAGCAUGAUCAAAAGUGCUCACAUUGGCAUUGGCAUCAGCGGGCAAGAAGGACUGCAGGCAGUCUUGGCUAGUGACUAUUCAUUUGCACAGUUUCGAUACCUGCAAAGGCUUCUCCUGGUUCAUGGAAGGUGGUCCUAUUUCAGAAUGUGCAAAUUCUUAUGCUAUUUCUUCUAUAAGAAUUUUGCAUUCACACUUGUGCAUUUCUGGUUUGGUUUCUUCUGUGGUUUUUCAGCUCAGACUGUUUAUGACCAGUGGUUCAUCACCCUUUUCAACAUUGUCUACACAUCACUGCCUGUUUUAGCCAUGGGGCUUUUUGACCAGGACGUGAGUGACCAGAGCAGCAUGGACUGUCCGCAGCUUUAUGAACCUGGACAGCUAAAUCUACUUUUCAACAAGCGUAAAUUUUUCAUCUGUGUGGCACAUGGAAUCUACACCUCCUUAGCCCUUUUCUUCAUCCCCUAUGGGGCUCUUUACAACUCAGCUGGAGAAGACGGACAGCACAUUGCUGACUACCAGUCCUUCGCAGUGACCAUGGCCACAUCUUUGGUCAUUGUGGUCAGUGUACAGAUAGCCUUGGAUACCAGUUACUGGACCGCCAUUAAUCAUGUCUUCAUCUGGGGCAGCAUUGCUACUUAUUUCUCCAUUCUAUUUGCAAUGCACAGUAAUGGGGUAUUUGGCAUCUUUCCAAACCAGUUUCCAUUUGUUGGAAACGCACGACAUUCCUUGACCCAGAAAUCCAUCUGGCUUAUUGUUCUCUUAACGACCGUGGCUUCAGUUAUGCCUGUGGUGGCAGUCAGAUUUUUGAAGGUGGAGCUGUACCCAACCUUGAGUGAUCAGAUCCGUCAGUGGCAGAAGGAGCAAAAAAAGGCCAGGCCUCUAAGGAGCCGGAGGCCUCAGACCCGCAGGUCAAGUUCAAGAAGAUCUGGAUAUGCUUUUGCUCACCAAGAGGGCUAUGGAGAACUUAUAACAUCUGGAAAAAAUAUGCGCGCUAAAAAUCUACCCCCAACAUCAGGGUUGGAAAAGACACUGUAUAAUAGCGCUAGCUGGAUCGAAAAUUUAUGUAAGAAAACCACAGACACAGUGAGCAGCUUUAGCCAGGAUAAAACGGUGAAACUUUGA